AUGAGUUCCAAAAAGAUCGCCAUUGCCACGACCCCGGUAGUGACAUCGCCGAGGGAAACAAAAUCACUAUCAACAUCACGCUCGGCGAACAGAUCUAAAGAGAGCACUUCUUCCGGUGCCUCCUUCGAGAGAAAGGUAACUACACCGAAAUCACAACUAGCAAAACGUCUUAGCCCUACGUUCGAUGCGACAAUCGCGGCAUCACUGGCCACACAGCCAACACCGAAAUUAUCCGAUGCCGCAAAGACGCAACGGUAUAGUGCACCUGGCAAAACCAGCAACCGUAGCACUUCGAACAAGUCGGAUAAACCGCUAUCCAAUAUCGUAAAAGCAAAACACAAAAAAGAUAACGGACUGCCCGUAGCAUGGCGAAAGGAGUUGUAUGGCCCACGGCCCGGCUCGGCACAGGCAAGGCUCGAAAACUUAUGUGCCGUUUUACAAAAGGAGGUCGAAGAGCAAAAGAAGGCAAAAGUCACCUCGAGCUUACCGCUAAAACGAGCAGCCGUAGAUCGGAAAAGUCCUCCAAAAGAAAAGGCAAUAAUUCUACCUGUACCGGUUAAAAAAACAAGGACCAGCCAGUCCGACUCUUCCUGUACAACGUCGAAAGCACAAACUAGCGCUGUUCCUAAAUCUUCAGCUGCAAAGCAAUCUGGCGAUGUUCCGGCGGUUAAAGUUGUGAAGCAGAUUGAAACUGCACCUGUUGCUGCUAGUGGCACAGAAAACCUUGACGAUGGCAGUGGAAUGGAUGUGGAUGAUGUAGAAAUGCACAGCCCAGAGUCGGUUACUCCUGCGAUCCAGACGACACCAGACAGCAUGGAAUGUGACAGUUUUAUCGAUUUAAACGUGGCGACACUAGUGUCGGGAGAAGCCAAAAAUUAUCCUAAGACAGAGGAAACGAUUGUAGAUACAAAGAAUGAUGUCUCCGAUCUGAAGACCAAGUACAAAGAUGGACUGUCAGCGUAUUCGAGUUACUUUUACUGCAUAAUAGACACCAACAUAUUCAUCGAAAAUUACAAGGAGUUUGAGAAUUUCCUAUCAAAAAAAUAUGUCGUCCGUCAACCGAUUGUCGUUGUACCGUAUAAAGUGCUGCACGAGUUGGACACGGUAAAGCAUAAAAAACCACAAUUGGCAACGAAAAUUAUACCGGUGGUUAAAUUUCUUCACAAAAUGCUACGGGUCAAGGAUGCUCGAGUUAAGGGGCAGCAUCCGUGGGAUGACACUAUCGAGCUGAUGCCAGUGCUCUCGCCGGACGAUUCCAUCAUAAACUGUGCACUGCAGGUACAAUCGGUAGCCGCUGGCAGCGAUGUUCAGGUCGUACUGGUGUCGAAUGAUUGUAACAUGCUGACGAAAGCGUUAGUGGCCAACUUAAACUCCUGCACAAUGGAGGAGCUUCAGGCGGAGUACAAUUUCUAG
This is a messenger RNA of Anopheles maculipalpis, 1413 nucleotides long. RefSeq lists its product as uncharacterized. Gene Ontology annotation, cellular component: nucleus. Bases 1 to 1413 code for a protein of 470 amino acids. NCBI's taxonomy places the organism in Eukaryota, Metazoa, Arthropoda, Insecta, Diptera, Culicidae. The transcript has 2 exons. The record is from RefSeq and is a predicted model, not a curated record.